This is a messenger RNA of Athene cunicularia (burrowing owl), 2341 nucleotides long. It is a transcript of the gene NCF1, whose product is annotated as neutrophil cytosolic factor 1. Gene Ontology annotation, molecular function: protein binding; superoxide-generating NADPH oxidase activator activity; phosphatidylinositol binding. The record is from RefSeq and is a predicted model, not a curated record. Gene Ontology annotation, cellular component: cytoplasm; NADPH oxidase complex. Gene Ontology annotation, biological process: respiratory burst; superoxide anion generation. NCBI's taxonomy places the organism in Eukaryota, Metazoa, Chordata, Aves, Strigiformes, Strigidae. The transcript is spliced from 11 exons. Bases 704 to 1873 code for a protein of 389 amino acids.
AUUACUAAAAUGACCCCAUGCAAACUCCCACACAUGCGUGCGUAACAUACAACAAAUUAUUAAAGAAACACACCUGCAAACCAACCAAAUCAAACUAAACCUAAAACCAAACAAGCAAACCAAGCCCUGCCAGGGCUGUGCCCCCAGCCUCCCCGCCCGCCCUGGGAGCUCAGGGUGGCCUCCCAGCCCUAGAGAGACGGCGCUGCUGUCCCUGGGGAGCACGUUCAGUGCUUCAUUCAGCCCACCCCGCUCUGCUCCAGAGGGUCCUCUGGUCGCCUUUGCCAAGGCACUCAUCUGUCCUUGACCCUCUGUAAAUUGGGUGCUGCAGCACCCUGUGCCAUCACGGGGCAGUGUCAGUGGUCGAGGGGCUACUUCGAGGGUCAGCCGAUCUGGCACUGCACCUUCACUUUCCAUGAUUUCAGAGGUGCCUCCAGGGUAUCCCUGAGGGCUCCCCGCUGCCCGCCUCCUCCCCAGCCCUUGAGCCACUGGAGGGGCUGGGCUGGAGACUCCCCACGGGAAACACCGACUCAAUACAAACCACAGCAGAUAAACAACUACUGGUGCAAUUGCAGCGGGACUUCUGCUUUCCUGGGGGCUUUAACAGUGAAGCGGAGCUGUGUGACGGCAGAGGGGAGAAGGACACCGAGACGCCCAGGGAGGCUGGAGCAGGGGCUGGAGUGGAACACCGUGGCUAAGAGCAGCUAUGGGGGAUGCCUUCAUCCGGCACAUCGAGCUGCUGGGCUACGAGAAAAGGUUUUUCCCCAGCCAGCACUAUGUCUACAUGUUCCUGGUGAAGUGGAAUGACCUCUCCGAAAAGGUCAUCUACCGUCGGUUUACUGAGAUAUACGAGUUCCACAAAGCGCUGAAGGAGAUGUUCCCCAUCGAAUCCGGGGACAUCAACAUCGAGAACCGGAUCAUCCCACACUUGCCAGCCCCAAAGUGGUUUGAUGGGCAGCGCUCGACCCAGAACAGGCAGGGCACGCUGGCCGAGUACUGCUACACGCUGGUCAACCUGCCCCACAAGAUCUCCCGGUGCCUGCAUGUGGUCAACUUCUUCAAGGUCCGUCACGACGACAUGAACCCCGUCACAGACAGCCAGAUCAAGAAGCCUGAGGUCUUCCUCCUGCCAAAGGAUGCCAAGAAAAACCCCAGUGACAUUACGGGGCCCAUUGUGCUGCAGACGUACCGAGCCAUCGCCGACUACGAGAAGAGCUCCACGUCCGAGAUGGCUCUAAAAGCCGGGGACAUGGUGGACGUCGUGGAGAAGAGUGAAAGCGGCUGGUGGUUCUGCCAGUUGAAGAAUAAGCGGGGCUGGGUGCCAGCUGCCUAUCUGGAGCCAAUGGAUGGUCCUGACGAGUCAGAAGAGCAGGAGCCCAACUAUGCAGGUGAGCAAUACAUUGUCCAGAAGAGCUACACAGCCAUGGAGGAGGAUGAGCUGACCCUCAAGGAGGGUGAUACUGUUGAAGUCAUCCACAAGCUCCUUGAUGGCUGGUGGGUCAUCAGGAAGGAUGAAACCACAGGUUAUUACCCCUCCAUGUACCUGCAGAAAGACGGGGAGGUGAACACCUCUGUGAAGAGUGAGCUGAGAAACUGGAGCGCUCCUCCGCGGAGAUCCACCAUCCGAAAUGCAAAGAGCAUCCACAAGCAGGGCCGGAAGCAGAUCAGCCAGGAGACCUACAGGAGGAACAGCAGAAAGUACAUUCAGAGCCGGAAGAAGAUGAAGGAAAACUUCCAGAAGGUGGCCAAUGUCAUCAUUGAGAAAAACGAGCAAGAGGAGAACAAGCCCAAGGCUCAACCUGCUGUUCCUCCCCGUCCCAGCAAAGACCUCAUCCUGAACCGCUGUACCGAGAGCACCCGGAGAAAGAUCCUGUGAGCCCUCAGCCCUCCACACCAGCCAGCCAAUGCUUUAUCUCCUCCAGCUCCUGCGCAGUGGAGCUCAGAGCCAUAUCCAGGUGGCUCUGCCAGCUGCCGCAGGCCCUAGGGUGCUGCUGGAUCAAUGCAGCCCAGCACCCACCAUCCAGAGAGCCCAAGAUGUCCCGAGGAGGGACCCAGUCCCCCUCCACUGGCCCCUGGGGGACUGAGGCUUUCACAACCACUGGAGACUUCUUGAAACUAAACCCUCUUUUACCCCCUAUUUGUAUUUUUAAUGAUUUUGUGGUUUUCACCAGUAAAGGAGAGACACUUGAGAGACAUAUUUCAAUGUCCACCUGGACAGCUGGUCAGUGCAGACACCGAGGAGCGGCAUGGUUGCAGGAAAGGCGUUUCUUUCUGGUGGGGGAUUGGGCAAGGGUCUCUUGUGAAAGAUGCUGGCAGGGAGGAAAUAAGGGUUUGAGGGUGAAAG